CCUGUCACUUUGACGCUCUCGCCGGCGUUAACGGCCAAGCGCGUGUUUACAUAGAAAAACAAUGGGAAAGUAGCGCAUUGGAAUAGAAAAACGCGUUCUGUUUGAACGGCCCCGUUCUUUUGAUCCAUCAGUAAAUAUCGCAAUAAAAGACUUAUGCAUUGUUCUCGGUCUUUCAUCAGCUAGGGGUGGUUUCUUGAAUUAUAUUAUUCAAAAGCUAUAGAAGCUGAAAUAAAAUUAUAAUGCAGCGUAAAACUUUAUAAAAAAUAUAUAGACUUUCCCUGCGUCUCAAACAGCUCCCUAGCUUCCUAUGUCGACUCCCUGAUCAUCAGUGCCCUGACUACUAAACUAGGGAGCUGCAUUGAGAUGCAACACAUGCAAGCUUGGACUAACUGAAGAAAAAAAAAAAAUCAGAAGCCUCUUCAUUGAUGAAAUGAUUGACAAAUCUAGUCGGCCAAUCAGAUAAAUAUAAAAUGUCAGUGUGGGGGCUGUGGGUGGCCUUAAAUAAGUUCUCCACUGUGUGCGCAACAACAGAAGUACAGAAAGCUUCGUGUACAUAGGAUUAAGGUCUGCAACAAAGAACAAUGGCUCAAGCUAAAACCUGGGUCCUGAAGAAGCACUUUGAGGGCUUUCCCAAAGACUCUGACUUUGAGCUUAAACUAGAGCAGCUCUCUGAGCCCAAAGAUGGAGAGGUUCUUUUGGAGGCACUGUUCCUUAGUGUGGACCCUUACAUGCGACCAUACAGUCGUGUUUCAAUGCAAGAAGGAGACGUGAUGAUCGGAACUCAAGUUGCCAAGGUGAUUAAAAGUAAUAAUCCUUCAUUUCCUGUGGGCUGCCAUGUGGUUGCUCAAUGUGGUUGGAGAACGCAUACUGUGUCAGAUGGGAGUGAUCUCACCAAAAUCUCAGAUGACUGGCCUCAAGAUGUCCCCCUCUCCCAUGCUGUCGGAGCCAUGGGCAUGCCAGGGCUGACUGCACUCUACGGUUUGGAGGAGGUCUGUGCCAUCAAAUCAGGAGAAACCUUACUGGUGAAUGCAGCCGCAGGGGCGGUGGGCUCUGUAGCCGGUCAAAUUGCCAAACUUAAAGGCUGCAAGGUUGUGGGUUCCGCAGGAAGUGAUAACAAGGUGGCGUACCUGAAGGAGCUGGGCUUCGACCAGGCCUUUAACUAUAAGACUGUCCCCUCACUGGAGGAAGCGCUGAAGAAAGCUUCACCUGAAGGAUACGACUGCUACUUUGAGAAUGUGGGUGGCUCUUUUUCGAGUGUUGCUAUUCCACAGAUGAAGGCUUUUGGGCGCAUUGCUGUUUGUGGAGGAAUAUCACUGUACAAUGACACCACCCCACAAACAGGUCCUUAUAUACACAUGCACAUGAUUUUUAAUCAGCUGAAAAUGGAAGGUUUCUUGAUGACCAGGUGGGCACAUAAAAAUGAGGAGUCUCUAAAGCGAAUGUUGACCUGGAUGCAAGAGGGAAAACUGAAGUGUAAGGAACAUGUCACUGUUGGGUUUGAAAACAUGCCUGCUGCAUUCAUGGGGAUGCUCCAGGGGGAAAACAUUGGGAAGGCCAUCAUUAAAGUCUGAAGUCAUGUGCUUCAGUGGUUUACUCCUAUUACAACGUUAUUAUUUUUGGAACAUUAAUAAUGUUGUGUCCUUUUAUUUUGGUUUACAAAUAAACUUUUGUACGAUUUUUUAUAAUGAGUGUCACAUUUUCCUCAAAAUAUGCACAAAGCAGAAAUAAAAUGUUUUUUUCUAAUAAAAGCAUAUAAAAGAUUUGUAUGCCAAGAUUAAAAUAUAUAAGCCUAUUAAGUCUUAAAUGACUGUGGCUCAGAAUUAUUCAGCAUUUCUAAAUAUGCUGAGUCAUAAACAGUAAAUAAAUGAUUAAUGUACCGAGUAAGAUUUGUUUAUGACACUUAUGCAAUAGAUAAGCAAGGUGUGAUGGAAUUUUUGAACUAAUUAAUUAUGAACUGACAUUUCUUUUCUUCUACAGGCUAACAAGCUAACUUUGAAAUAGAGAAAUAGUCACUAAGACUCUGGAAAAAUUCUGCUGUGCUGGCCAGACAGCAUCCUUAAAAAAAUAGUCUAUGGAAAUUGUUUUGACCUAUUGAGUAAUCAGUAAACUAUUAACCCGGUGAUAUUUUUUUGAUGAUCCUGUGAUUCAGUUGUUCUAAUCUAAAUUUACUCCACCAGUGAGCUGGGCAGAGGAACUAAGUAGUUUUUCUUAAAUCUGAGCCAAUCAUAUUAAGACUGAUGAUGAUUAUGAGUAAUAGAUUACGCUAUACUGACUGUGAGAUGUACCUGAAAUCCUAUAUAAGCUUCUGUAUUCCUUUGAUCAGGGAGAGAUUAUCUGGGACUGAUGAGAACUCUCCCGGCUGUGAUUAAAAUCUUUGAAGGACAA
Megalobrama amblycephala (Wuchang bream) is the source of this 2385-nucleotide messenger RNA. Its product is annotated as prostaglandin reductase 1-like. The transcript is spliced from 9 exons. Gene Ontology annotation, molecular function: 15-oxoprostaglandin 13-reductase [NAD(P)+] activity; 2-alkenal reductase [NAD(P)H] activity. The record is from RefSeq and is a predicted model, not a curated record. Lineage: Eukaryota; Metazoa; Chordata; Actinopteri; Cypriniformes; Xenocyprididae. Gene Ontology annotation, biological process: prostaglandin metabolic process. Gene Ontology annotation, cellular component: cytoplasm. The coding region runs from base 582 to 1571 and encodes 329 amino acids.